Molecule: messenger RNA, 369 nt
Organism: Phytophthora infestans T30-4
Lineage: Eukaryota; Oomycota; Peronosporomycetes; Peronosporales; Peronosporaceae
Exons: 1
Coding region: 1-369 (122 amino acids)
Source: RefSeq, a predicted model, not a curated record
AUGAAGUACUCAGACCAUGCCAACCUAAUCGAGACGGCCUUGGAGGCUUUAAAAAGUCAACAGUUGCGCCUCAAAGUGCAGCGCCGACGUAUGGUGCGCUGGCGCCACCGACGAAAGGAAACGCUGGCUACCAUCCGUGACGAGAUACAGCGUCUGGAAAAUGUCUUGGAGCAGCUCCUUUAUAAGGCACAAACGACACUGCAUCAGCUAUCUCCAGAAUCCACGAGUGUAGCCUUGUACCGAGUUACGAUCGAGAGGGCGGCGCUGCAUAGAGAAAUUCUACAGCUGCAAGAUGCGAUUACCCGUCACCUCGAAAUUGAAACCAAGCUAAAGCGCGAAACAGACCAGUUUAGACGCGAACUACAUUAA